Mesorhabditis belari is the source of this 708-nucleotide messenger RNA. The record is from the annotation of a GenBank genome assembly. Lineage: Eukaryota; Metazoa; Nematoda; Chromadorea; Rhabditida; Rhabditidae.
AUGAUUCUUAUCGUCUAUGCAUCAGCAAUUCCCAUUCAUUAUAGUAGCAGCGAACAAGAGUUGACUCGUUUCGAGCGUGAAAUCAAGGGAUCUGAUGAAUUGACAGAGACUCCAGAAACCGAUGUUGAUAGAAGAAAAAGAGAAGCUGAUGAACAUAAAGAACAUGAAGGAGAAGGAAUGGAGGGACCUCCACAAAUUGAUGUGAGAGACAAACGUCGAAUCAAACAGCCAACUGGUCCAGCAACAACGACAGCUAUCACAAUUGCUGAACAUCAUCAAACGUUAACUGAAGAGAAAAGAAGUGCCGAACAUGAGAGACAAGAAAAUCACGAGAUGAAAGGAGGACCGUCCGAGCAGGAAACGGAAGAUCACCACGUAAAGAAAAGAUCUGAUUCAUCAAAUGAAGAAGAAGAGAUCACAAAUCAUUCAAUUGGUGACUGUGAAGAGAGAAUUGAUGCUGAGACUGAUUCACAAAACAUUUCCGAACCGACAAUUGAGGAGACACAGACACAAGAGGACUCACUUCCUCCAGAAGAGUCAUUGCUCGAGAUCGAGCCGGGACGAGGCCUUGAAGCAGUAGUUCGUGUGAGAAAAGCGACUCACGGGAAGCACAAUCAACCACGAGUCAUGCAAAAGAAUAAAAGCAAUACAAUGGUCGGUGAUACGGGAACGAAUAAUGAAUCUCCACAACAACCAAUUACAAUAGAA